AGCAACCUACCUCAUUAUCUCUUGUUCCUCGCUACUGCUAAGUCUCGAAAGCUGGCAUUUUUCCGGAACUUCUCUCUGCAUCACUAGUCUUACCCAUCUUUUCAACUCUCCUUCCCAUCACCUUCCCUUCGACUUUCUCCUUCACAAUGGACUACACCAUGGAAGACACUCAGAACUCCGCUCCUGACGCUCACGAGACCUCCAAGCUCGGCUCCUCAGCACAAAGGAGUGACACUCAGAGCGUCACCAAACGUCUUCAAGCUGAGCUGAUGCAACUCAUGCUCUCCCCCUCUCCGGGCAUCUCCGCUUUCCCAGACGCCGACGGCAACCUGCUCUCCUGGACCGCCACCAUCAGUGGUCCAACCGAAACCCCCUACGAAGGACUGACCUUCCGACUCUCGUUCGCUUUCCCCAGCAACUACCCCUAUGCUCCUCCUACCGUUCUCUUCAAGACCCCCAUCUACCACCCCAACGUCGACUUCUCCGGCCGCAUCUGUCUUGAUAUUUUGAAAGACAAAUGGAGCGCUGUGUACAACGUCCAGAGCGUACUGCUCAGCUUGCAGAGUCUGCUCGGGGAGCCCAACAACGCGAGCCCCCUCAACGCCCAGGCCGCCGAGCUCUGGGAUACCAACCAAGAAGAAUACAAACGACACGUUCUUGCCCGUCAUCGCGACAUUGAAGAUAUCGAGUAAAGAGUCCAGGAGAAUAUGUGUUUUGAUGUUGCGGUCGAUUCCGCAAACAGAAGAGGAAAAUCAGGUUGCAUUGCAUAACUGGGGUUGUCU
Aspergillus aculeatinus CBS 121060 is the source of this 782-nucleotide messenger RNA. Its product is annotated as putative ubiquitin conjugating enzyme (UbcK). Bases 147 to 692 code for a protein of 181 amino acids. NCBI's taxonomy places the organism in Eukaryota, Fungi, Ascomycota, Eurotiomycetes, Eurotiales, Aspergillaceae. The record is from RefSeq and is a predicted model, not a curated record. The transcript is spliced from 3 exons.